UAGUGAUCGAGUGAAGGGGGCGGGGUGACAUGGUGGCCAAGGUGGUGAAGUUGGCAGUGAUACCGGCUGCUUUGGGUUUGGCCUCAUUCCGAGUUUAUGCCAUGACGGAGGACAGGACGGACGGGCGGGUUUCCCCACAAGAGUUGUCUGUCUACAGCGCAGACCCUCCAGCGCUGCACUAUGUGGAGGAGAGAGCGGGUCGCCUACAGUCAGGAAUCGGGCUGAUGAGAGCUCGGCUUCAGUCUUACGUCAGAGCUGUGCAGAACACUUGCACCUCAGUGAAGGUCAGGGCCAUUUCUUUAUACCAGACUGGACAAGACACCUAUAAUUUCCUGAGAGACCCGCCCCCUGGUUUCCUGCCCAGAGUUGGUAUAAUCACCGUGUCUGGAUUGUCCGGACUCAUCCUGGCACGCAAGGGUUCUCGGAUAAAGAGAAUAGGUGUUCCUCUGGUGAUGACCUCUGUUGGUGCAGCUGUAUGUUACCCCCUGCACACUGUUGCAGUUCUACAGGUGACGGGUAAAAAGGUGUACUCUGCCACGUCUUUUGUUGCGUCUGCAUUCAAAUCCGACUCCAAAGUGGCUGGGGUUGUUCCUGAUCAUGCGCCAGAAGAGGCUGCCCCAGGUACAGAAGCCCCCGUGUCUGUAGUUACCCAUGUUUCUCCAGCCCAGGAAAAAGACCUGGCUCCAUCAGAGGUUGCCUUAGAUUCAGAACGUACCCCACAAGAAGACACCACUCCAGGGGACAUUACCCAUGAAGUGGUCACAAAUGUGUCUGAGACAACAGCAUCAGAAAAACCAUUUGUCGCAGAUGUUAAACCUGACGCUGCCCCAGAAACGGCUCCACCAGAGGCUGUGGUAGAUACAGGUGCAGAAAGUUCUACAGCUGUAGACAUUACUUCUGAUGUUGACAAUUUGCCUGAAUCUGCUGCCCCACAAGCUGAAACUGCUCCCCUUACUGUAGAGGAAACUACACCUCCUCUUCCUCCUGCUACUGCUUCUCCUGCUGUAGAGGAAACUCCUCUUCCUCCUGCUACUGCUUCUCCUGCUGUAGAGGAAACUCCUCUUCCUCCUGCUACUGCUUCUCCUGCUGUAGAGGAAACUACACCUCCUCCAGCCAAUGAGAAGCCACGGUUCGCUCCUGACCCAUCGUUACUGGAUCACGGACAGGCUCAUCCUGAAGACGCCGACUUGUACAGCACCCGGGGAUGAAGGGAAAACCGAAGGGAUGAGUGAACGAGCGUGAGAACGGAGUUGUGUGUGUUGAGGGAGGAAUGGUAGAGGAACAUCGCAUUGUCGUUUAAGACACAGUGAACAUUUUUGCUCACUUCUUCUGACCUCGAGUCAACUCGAUGACACUGGAACACUUCUUGCUGCUGAAUGGCGACGAUACCUCGUUUAAACAGAACGAGAACAUGCUGGAGGAUCGAACCCGUGUUUGAUGUGUCCAGCUCAAACGUUUCAGUGUUGCAUCAUUAAAUAUUAUAAAUGGGUGUUUGUUCAUGUCCAGUAAAAAUCAAGCUGUUGAUCUUAAAUACUGUGAGUACCUCAGUAGUUAAAUAAAUAAAUAAACGAACCUGAUCUCAAUACCGUUUCACCCUCUAAACAAAAUGUGCUCAUUUCCAUACGGUACACAGUUUCAAUUCUGGAAUUAAACCAUUUCAUUCGGCUGCAUUAUGUCACUUCCUGUCAGUUGAAAGGAAGUAAAUUCUGUACCAUAUGAAAUGCUGUGCAAUGAAAUGCAGAAACAUUUUCAGAAAUAUUUUAUUUUGCAAACUGGAAUUGUAUAUAUAAAUAUAUAUAUAUAAAUAUCUAUGCAGAAUUGUGAAAUGAAAAUAAAUUAAUUUGUUACAAAUGUAA
Messenger RNA from Hemibagrus wyckioides, 1856 nucleotides. RefSeq names its product apolipoprotein O-like (gene apool). NCBI's taxonomy places the organism in Eukaryota, Metazoa, Chordata, Actinopteri, Siluriformes, Bagridae. Gene Ontology annotation, biological process: cristae formation. The record is from RefSeq and is a predicted model, not a curated record. The transcript has 9 exons. Bases 30 to 1208 code for a protein of 392 amino acids. Gene Ontology annotation, cellular component: MICOS complex.